Molecule: messenger RNA, 1056 nt
Organism: Amoebophrya sp. A120
Lineage: Eukaryota; Dinophyceae; Syndiniales; Amoebophryaceae
Source: the annotation of a GenBank genome assembly
AUGGACGGCGAUUUUUCUUUAGAUUCAGUAAAAUGUAAAUAUCUAUAUCUGCAGAUUUUGACAGACACACAGAUGUGUAGCAAGAUUUUCAACAAACAAACUAACAAACAAACAAGUAAAUCGCAUAUAACUCUACAUCUGCUUACAACCACAACAUCGGCCGCGCUCCAGGAUUGGAGUAGGCAUUUUGUUCGAACACGUCUCAUCACAAGAACUUUCAUUAAUUUGCACGCGUCAACAAACUCUACUUUUUAUACUUUUCAGCAGCUAGACCGACUUAUUGCACUUCCACGUAUACCUGUUUCUGUGUCUCGCGUGGUUUCUGUAUUGGACAACUCUGUAUCAAUUAUAGUUUUCACUUUUUUUUGAACAUACUUACUACUAUUUACGUACUCGUCGCAUCUUCUACGCCUACCCACUUUUUGUUUCUCAUCGUUUUCCCCUAUUUUGCCGAUCGAAGCGAAGCUUUCACAUUUUCCGAAAGUUUGUUGACAUUCCUUGAGAUAACGUGGAUCGAUGCAGAUUUACAUUCUGAUCUUUCCCAUGUAUUUCCAUAUACGACCACAGUGUUAGAAUCUCAGCCACUCACUCAUUGAGCGUCUUUGUCGAUCAUCCUGGAACAACCCAUAUAGUUCAAGCACAACUAGAAAUGAAAAGCAAUGGUCAACAUAAGAGCAUCGUAGCCCGAUCGAUUCUGCUUCCCGUGAGAUGGCUUUAAUUUCAGGUCUGCAUUUUCCUCCCAGAAUAAAGAAAGAUGAGCAGGGAGUUGCUAGGCGAAACGCUUUUGUGAUAGCAAAAUCGCAGGAGGCGCAGAUACUAAGCGCGACGACUUGCUCAAGCUCACUUCUACACAAAACUUGAUAGAGAGUAAGCGAAUAAGAAAGCGAACAGUAAUUUUCACAUAGUACAGCUAGUAAAAUAAUCUUGCUCAGGCUCACUUCUACGCAAAACGGAUGCUCAGGCUCACUUCCCUCUGGGACUCAUUUUACUUUUCAGUAUAAAACAAAAACUGCUUUCACGAGAACAACCGGCUGGCACCUCGCGGAGCCGAAAAAA